This is a messenger RNA of Cydia strobilella, 1712 nucleotides long. RefSeq names its product pre-mRNA 3'-end-processing factor FIP1 (gene Fip1). The record is from RefSeq and is a predicted model, not a curated record. Gene Ontology annotation, cellular component: mRNA cleavage and polyadenylation specificity factor complex. Lineage: Eukaryota; Metazoa; Arthropoda; Insecta; Lepidoptera; Tortricidae. The coding region runs from base 144 to 1607 and encodes 487 amino acids. The transcript has 10 exons.
GAAUCCAUUAUAACAAAAAAAAAAUGCCAAUAAUGCUAUCAAAGAAAAUAUAAUCUCGGAAUAGUCGGAAUGCUAUCUCCAUCGCGUGAAGUUUGCGGUUUUUAACUUAAUCUUUUUAUCUGCAGUUGACCACUAAAUACGAAAUGGCAGACGCCGUGGUUGAAAGUGCGCCAGGCGAAGACAAUGAUGAUAGCUGGUUAUAUGGGGACGGUCCAGGGGAGUUACGAGAGGGCACUCCUCCCCCUCUCAAUGAGAAGGUUCCGGCGGAGACUGGUCGCAACCCAGAUUUGCCUGACGAAGACAAAGAAAAAGAAAAAGAGGAUAAUGAAAAUGAACCAGAUGAAAAUGAUGACUCUCAUUUCAAUGAUGAACAUUUUGCUGAUGUGGGACGAGAAGAUCAAGACAAGACUAAUGGAGAUGCUGCUAGUCCAGACCAUGCUGACUCCGACUCUGAUGACAGUGAUGAUGUUAAAGUCACCAUUGGAGAUAUUAAGUCAGGACCACAAGCUUAUGCAAGCUUGAACAUAAAACGUGGUGUGGGUUUGGUGGCGGCCGGGGCGGAGAAGGCGCGCGGCCCGACGCCGGGCAAGGUGACGCUCGAGGACCUGGAGGGGCCCGGCAGCAUCAACGGCGUCCCCGCGCUCGAGUUCAACAUCGACACCAUCGAGGACAAGCCCUGGAACAAGCCGGGAGCCGACAUCUCAGAUUACUUCAACUACGGGUUCAACGAGAUGACGUGGAGCGCGUACUGUGAGCGGCAGCGGCGCAUGCGCGUCAACGAGGCGGGCGUGUCGCUGCUGCAGGGGGCGCCGCCGCGCGCGCCGCUGCCCGACGUGCACCGCGCCCGCCUGCCAGGCCCGCCGAGAAACGAUGAAAGUAUGCAGCCGCCAAUGAGCGGCAACUACCAAGUGCGGGAAAAUACAAUACAGGUGAUGACGGCGGAGCGGCGCGAGUACGGGCGCGCGCACCGCGACGCGCCGCCGCCGGACUACUUCGUGCCGCCGCCCGACCACUACUUCGCGCCGCCGCACGCUCACCAGCCCUACGAUGAACCCUGGGGCCACCCGGAGCAGAGCGGGUGGGCGCCCAGUGACAUAAAGGAGCUGACACCGGGUCCGAUGGGUCCGCCGGCCAUGGGCCCGCCGCCCGGCAUGGGCCCGCCGGGCGUGGGCGCGCCUCUGCCGCACCUCAUGACCGCGCCGUACGUGUCGCCGUACCGCCAGCAACCGCCCACCCACCAGCUGGAGCGCGCACGCGACCGCGACCGCGACCGGGACCGCGAGCGCGACGAUCGCGACCGUCGAGACCGCGACAGGCGAGAAGAUGAGGAUAGGGAACGGGAUCGUGAACGGUCACGUUCUAUUAAACCGGACAGGAUACGAGACAAAUCGUAUAGAGGCGAACGGUCACGGUCACGAUCCCGACGGCACAAGUCUCGGUCCCGCUCGCCACGGCUGCGGGAGCGAUCGCGCGAACGCGAGCUUGAGCGCUCACGCGACCGUGAACGGGAACGGGAUCGGUCGAGGGACAGAGACAGGUCCCGGGACAGAGAAAGAAGUCUCAAGCCUAAAUCGAAAGAAUCCAAGGAUAAAGAAGAAGAUAAAUAAAUUAAUGUAAUGUUAAAAUAUUUUCUCCUACUUCGAUUUACUAGUACCAGGUAAUUAACAGAGAACCAAUCAUAUGGAGAUUUCUUUCACUAACGCGUGAAGUCA